Messenger RNA from Procambarus clarkii (red swamp crayfish), 801 nucleotides. The record is from RefSeq and is a predicted model, not a curated record. Lineage: Eukaryota; Metazoa; Arthropoda; Malacostraca; Decapoda; Cambaridae.
AUGUGCGAUAAAGGCCCUGCUGGCAGUACAGGCACUGCUGGCAGUACAGGCACUGCUGGCAGUACGGGCACUGCUGGCAGUACGGGCACUGCUGGUAGUACGGGCACUGCUGGCAGUACAGGCACUGCUGGCAGUACGGGCACUGCUGGUAGUACAAGCACUGCUGGCAGUACAGGCACUGCUGGCAGUACAGGCACUGCUGGCAGUACGGGCACUGCUGGUAGUACGGGCACUGCUGGUAGUACAGGCACUGCUGGCAGUACGGGCACUGCUGGUAGUACAAGCACUGCUGGCAGUACAGGCACUGCUGGCAGUACAGGCACUGCUGGCAGUACAGGCACUGCUGGCAGUACAGGCACUGCUGGCAGUACAGGCACUGCUGGCAGUACAGGCACUGCUGGCAGUACAGGCACUGCUGGCAGUACGGGCACUGCUGGCAGUACGGGCACUGCUGGCAGUACGGGCACUGCUGGCAGUACGGGCACUGCUGGUAGUACGGGCACUGCUGGUAGUACAGGCACUGCUGGUAGUACAGGCACUGCUGGUAGUACAGGCACUGCUGGCAGUACAAGCACUGCUGGCAGUACAAGCACUGCUGGCAGUACAAGCACUGCUGGCAGUACAGGCACUGCUGGCAGUACAGGCACUGCUGGCAGUACAAGCACUGCUGGCAGUACAGGCACUGCUGGCAGUACAGGCACUGCUGGCAGUACAAGCACUGCUGGCAGUACAGGCACUGCUGGCAGUACAGGCACUGCUGGCAGUACAGGCACUGCUGGCAGCACAGGCACUGCUGGGUGA